This is a messenger RNA of Phlebotomus argentipes, 4382 nucleotides long. RefSeq names its product small G protein signaling modulator 2-like. The record is from RefSeq and is a predicted model, not a curated record. The transcript has 11 exons. NCBI's taxonomy places the organism in Eukaryota, Metazoa, Arthropoda, Insecta, Diptera, Psychodidae. The coding region runs from base 234 to 3470 and encodes 1078 amino acids. Gene Ontology annotation, biological process: activation of GTPase activity. Gene Ontology annotation, molecular function: GTPase activator activity.
CCCAGAUCGCGUCUGAGAGAGCGAGAGGAUUUGAAAUCCGAGCAUAAAUGAUAUUCGUGCCUGAGGAGGUGCAAGGGAAAAUUUUCACUCGUCUCUUCCGGCUGGGGAGUUUGUCCGCCCAUGACGAGCAACAUAUGAAAGGUGAUUUUGUGGUGUAUUCUGUGAAUUUAUCGCACAUUGGUGACUGUGGCGGUUGCCAGGGCCCCAACGCACCCCACAUUCAUUGAGACAUAAUGGAGAAGGUGGCUGGAAGAGUGCUCAACAUGUCUGGUCAAACAGACUCAAAUGAUUACAAGGAGCGCCUCAUAGCGUCCGUGAAGCGGGAGGUGAAGCAGGUGAUGGAGGAGGCUGUGACCAGGAAAUUCAUUCACGAGGAAUCAGGAUCUGUCACCUCCCUGUGCGCCUCAGUCGAGGCGUGUCUCAGUCAAGGGCUUCGCAGACGUGCUCUGGGACUCUUCAAGACCUCAUCAACCACUGCACUCCUCCACAAAGUGGCCAAGCACUGUCCCGAGGCGGCGUUCAUCAGCAAGAGAGUGUUGGAGAUUGAGCAUGCCGAUCCCAACAAGAGAUCCUCCUCGAGUGGCGACAGCACGAGCAAACCACCGAUCCUGAAGAAGAACAGCAGCAAUUCUGUGUCCACGACUACUCCGCCAGCCGCUGCGCCCACGGUGAAGUACCUCUGGAUCCGUCUGGCGCUGUAUGACAAGAAGCUCUCUAGGAUCAUUGAUCACUUGGUCACAAAUGCUCCGCGCUACUACGAUCGCGACUCUCUGGUCGCCGAUGCUGAUUACGGGUCAAUUCUCAGCUCUCUCCUCGUAGGACCAUGCGCCCUUGAGUACUCACGCACGAAGACGGCCGAUCACUUCUGGACAGAUCCGCCAGCAGAUGAACUAGUGCAACGCCACCGCAUCAGCUCGAGUCAUCCCACGCCGCCGUCUUGUCGGCGUCCCAUUCUCAACUUCAAGAGGAGUCUGCACACCAGCUCAGAGGACGGGAGCAGCAGCUCGUUCAAGUCGACAGCUUCGGCCACUGUGGCGAAGGAUUACGUGGAGUCUCUGCACCAGAACUCCAGGGCCACGCUCUUGUAUGGGAAGAACAAUGUUCUGGUGCUUCCGAAAGACGUCAAGGACGAACCAAUGCCUGGUUAUUUGAGUCUUCACCAGACCGCAUAUUCUCUGACUAUCAAGUGGACUCCAAAUCAGCUCAUGAAUGGCUACACAGAGUCAGAAUCCGUGGACAAGAGCUCCUUCUGGGCUUAUGCUCUCAAUAUUAACGUGGACGAAAUAGUCUAUGUGCAUUGCCACCAGGCUCGCGGGACAGAUACUGGUGGGACGAUUAUUCUCGUGGGUCAAGACGGAGUUCAGCGUCCUCCGAUUCACUUCCCCGAAGGCGGUCACAUGGCGUCCUUUCUGAGUUGCCUGGAGACUGGUCUUCUGCCACAUGGCCAAUUGGAUCCGCCACUGUGGUCGCAGCGCGGCAUCGGGAAGGUUUUCCCACUGCUGAGCCGUGGUCGACGCCGGCCACUUCCAUCACUCCUCGAGGCGGCCACUUCUGGCGAGGAGACGCCCAUUGACUACGUCUUUCGCGUGGUGAACAAGAGCAACCAUGAGGAAUUUCUGGCCACUCACUCGAUCCUGGACAUUGGCAGGACCAGUCCGCGUCGUCAUCAGCUCAGCAGCUGCAGCACGAAUGAGAGCAGCGACUGCUCUAGCAAGAGUAUGUCCAUUGAUUCAGCCAAUCCGGCCCCAGAUGCCAUGCCGGAGGGAAAGAGCCAAUCUGCCAGCAUUGCUCUCGUGUGCUCCACAAUGAGGCGUCAGAUCAUCUCGCGGGCUUUCUACGGUUGGCUGGCUUACUGCCGUCAUCUCUCCACUGUCAGGACUCACUUGUCAGGACUGGUGAAUGGAAGAAUCACGCCAGAUGUCGGGACUGAAGAGGGUCUGACCAAGACCGUCUGGGAAGAGAUGAAUGCUGAAGGCGUGGUUUCAGAUGAUACAGAAGUCUACCGUCUGGUGUACUUUGGCGGUGUGGAGCAGAGCAUCCGGAAGGAAGUGUGGCCUUAUCUUCUGGGACACUACUCCUUCGGCUCCACUGUUGAGGAGCGAGCAGAACUUGACCAAUCCACACAUAAUUACUAUGAGACCACCAUGAGUGAGUGGCUUGCCGUGGAGGCGAUUGUGCGGCAGAGGGACAAGGAGAAGACGGCUCACGCUGUGGCUAAGCUGAGCUCAGAGAGUGGCAGCGGGGACAAGACAAAAGGCGUGCACCUAGAUGGUGAGAUGGAGAAUGAUGUCUUCGAGGAGAAUGUCUACUCAGAUAUCUCCGACGUUGAGGGCUUUGAUGACAAUGAUGCCAAGGAUCUGCCGAUGGAUCCCAAGAAUCCGGAAGACGCUGGGGAGGACAAGAAGGCCAUGACUCUUGAAGUGGGUGCGGAAAGUACAGGAGGAAGUAACAAGAGCUCCCCAACUGCCUCGUCUUACGAGACUGUUGGGGCAGAAUUCAUCGAAUUCGCCGAUCCGAUGUGCAAAAUGCCAAGUCCGAGUGAUGACAGGGAGGAAGAGGACAAAGAUGAGGACACAGUAUGCGGAGAGACUGCUCAUGUGAUAGUGACCAAUGCCUCGAUCGAUGUGGUGAAUCUGGGGGAAAGUGUGCCGGAAAAAGAAAAAGCUGCUGAUCAAAUGUCUCCUGUUCAGGAGACGCACCAGGAAGAGAUUGGUCAGAACUCUCUGGAUGCCCUUCAGGAGCCAAAGUCAGCUUGUGUCUCUCCGGCGAGCUCCAAUGGAGGAAUCUACAGCAGUGAACUUUUGGAGCUCUUCGGCUUGAAUCUGCAUAGAAUUGAAAAAGAUGUGAACAGAUGUGAUCGGAAUUACUAUUUCUUCGCCAAUGAUAAUAUUGGGAAUCUCGAUAAACUGCGGAAUGUAAUUUGCACGUACGUUUGGGAGCACUUGGAUGUGGGAUACAUGCAGGGCAUGUGCGACCUUUUGGCCCCAAUCCUGGUCAUCCUGGAUGACGAAUCUCUGAGCUACGGCUGCUUCUGUCGCCUCAUGGAGCGAAUGAUUGAGAACUUUCCCAACGGUGACGCCAUGGACAUGCAUUUCGCAAACAUGAGGUCCCUCAUUCAGAUUCUCGACUCCGAAAUGUACGAUUUAAUGCAUGCUCACGGCGACUACACUCACUUCUACUUCUGCUAUCGCUGGUUUCUGCUGGACUUUAAGCGAGAACUCGUGUACGCGGACGUUUUUGCCACUUGGGAGGUGAUUUGGGCGGCCAAACAUGUGGCAUCGAGUCACUUUGUGCUCUUCCUCGCUCUCGCCCUCCUGGAAACCUACAGAGACAUCAUCAUCGUGAACAGCAUGGAUUUUACGGAUGUCAUUAAGUUCUUUAACGAAAUGGCCGAGAGACACAAUGCCAAUGAGGUGCUGAAGCUCGCAAGGAGUUUAGUGCUUCAACUGCAGACCAUCAUUGAAAAUUAAAUUCUUCACCCACACCUUGAAGGUCCUGGACAAGUCUUCUUUCUAGUGUUUGUACAUAGCGAAGGGAGGGAAAUUGAUUAAUAUCUCUAAAUGUCACUGUUACCUCUAUAAAAAUUUUACAAUGAAUCGCUUUUAUAAGUUUUCCACAGUGAAGACGAAGAGCAUCGUCAGAGAUUUCAACCAAAGGGAUAAAACUUCAUUGACAUGCUUUGUGUAAAACCCAAUUUUUGUGAAUUGACAAGAGGAAAAAUAGCAUAAGAUAAUCUAUUGAAUAUAUUUAUGUUGCUGUUACAAAAAGGAUGCCAUUUUAAAAGAAAGAGUCUAUUUAUAGUGGAAUUGUUGAGCACAGAAUUAUUUUUUUAUCCUUAGGAAUACAAUCUGUGUUUAAAUUAAAAGUAUAACUUAAAUUGUGCAUCAUAAACUGUGUUGAAGUCUACCAAUGAUCAUAGCGAUUAGCCACUGAAUUGAUAUGCGCCAAUUUGUGUAAGAUGACAAUUGCGGAGAGUGUAGAAGAAAUCCAACCAAACAGGGCUAGAAAAAACUAUUUUCAUAUCACAACAAAAUGUGAGGCAUGGAAUCAAUUUGGAAAAGACGUGAACAGAAGUAUAUUAAAUGUUAUAUAUAAAAAAGGUAUAAAAUCUACUAGUAUUCCAAAAUAUUGAAUCUAUCUUUAAUAGGUGUUUAGUACAAAAAAUUGGAAUGAAAUAUACAAAAAAAAUUAUGUAAAACUGAAUGGAUAAAUAAUGAAAAAAUACCCUAUUUAGAGAAAAAAAAUAAUCUAUCGAGAGAAGAACUGUGACAAGAGAUCGCGAGGAGGAAUUCUGUGAGGAAAAGAAAUCUUUGUGAGUCGAAAUCAAUUUUGUGCAUCAACUGAAGACAAUGAUUAUAUUUGGGAAUAAAUAUCUUGGAAAA